UUCCUUAUACUUUCCCCUCUCCUUCCUUAUACUUUCUCCUGCCCUCCCUUAUACUUUGCCCUGCCUUUCCUUUACUCUCACUGCCGUCCCUUAUAAUUUCCCCUGCCCUUCUUUAUACUUUUUUCUGCCCUUCCUUAUACUUUCUCCUGCCCUUCCUCACAUUCCCCUGCCUUUCCUCAUGAUCUGUAAAGCUCUGUGGAAUAUCUUGUGCUAUAUAACGGUCUGCUGUCCCCAAUAAGCUGCUGUUGACGGAUCUGCCCUUGCUGUAAAGUUCUCCUCACCUUCUUCUAUUGCUCUGUUCUCUCCUCACCUCUCACAUUUUCGCUCUCUCCUUCCUCAUUCCUUUGCCCUCGCGCUCUCCCCUCUCCUCUCUUUCCUCCUCCUCUCCUCCGCCUUUCUCUUCUCGUCACAAUUCUGGGGGUGGAUGAAGGAAAUGGGGCAGACCGAAAGCUGAUGGAUUCAGGAUACCGAGACUGAGUCAUUCAUUCCUGUACAGGAGACAAUCAGAGGGAGGACAGGGAGAGAGUCAGCAGGAGGUCUGAGACGGGAGGCAAAGGAGAGACUAAGGAGGCAAAGGAGAGACUAUCGAGAAGAAGGAUAGACAGAGGGAUAGGGAGACAGAGAGAAGGGAUAAAGAGACAGAGGAGUAAAGAGACAGAGGGGUAAAGUACGAGAGGGAGGUCUCGCAGUGACUCACUCAUUCCUCCAGACAGCUAGAGACAGGCAGACAGUUUCAAGUUUUGUGCCAGGACUUAGGAAAGUGACUCAUUCAUUCCUUAGAAGAAAGUGAGGGAAUGAGGAGAGGGAGAGACCGCUGGCACCGGUAAGUGGUCACCCAUCUCAACACGUGGCAGGAGAGCAGCAGAGCGAGGGCCACCGGCGGCACAAGGGGGCAACAAACUGAGGAGCCACAGAGAUGAUGAGAGUGUGCAACGUGCUGCAGCUCCUGCUGCUUCUUCUUCUGGUGGAGAUGAGCAUGGAAGAGUCCACAGGGUCCGGCUGUUCAGACGGGUGGCAGUGGAGCAACGACCUCGGCAAAUGUAAAGACUGCAAAAUCUGCGACACGUCCAGCAAAGACGACUUCUGCCAGAAAUGUGACAGCUCUGACAAACAUGAAGACUUCCCCUGGGUGAUGGUCGUCAGCGUCACCGCGGCCUCUGUCUUCAUCAUCACCUUCAUCCUCGGCCUCACUAUUUACCUGACACAAUGUAGGCCGAAGAAGAAGUUCACCACCCCCAUAGAAGAGACCGGGGCCCACUCUGCCGAGGAACUUCUCAUCCACUGAAGGUCGCCACAUAUGGAUCCAGAGAGGAAGCUGCUACUGAGCGCCGUGUAUAUAUACAUAUAUGUAUAGGAGGUGUAUAUACUGUAUCUAUAUGUAUGUAUAUAUAUAUUGUCUCCUGCGCUGGACGCAGAACGCGACAUUAUUUUUAACCCUCUCUCACUGGGAGGGAUUUGGAUUCACUGCCGAGCAGUGUCUUACUCCCCCCUCCUCCCAGCAGGCAAGGGGUUAACCCUGCUUCCUGCGCCCCACUUUCCUUCCGUUCACACGUUCUGCAGAAACGCCACCAGAUCACGACCCGCCGCCACACAUUCCGCCCGGAGCAGAGACUCUGAGCUCCGCCGAUCAGGAGAAGCCGCGUCCAGAAGACUCAGGAGCCUUGUCAGGAACGCAGGGGAAGAAAAUAAAACGUGAUUUCCUUUUGCA
Bufo gargarizans (Asiatic toad) is the source of this 1708-nucleotide messenger RNA. RefSeq names its product TNF receptor superfamily member 12A (gene TNFRSF12A). Bases 917 to 1285 code for a protein of 122 amino acids. Gene Ontology annotation, molecular function: protein binding. The record is from RefSeq and is a predicted model, not a curated record. Lineage: Eukaryota; Metazoa; Chordata; Amphibia; Anura; Bufonidae. Gene Ontology annotation, biological process: positive regulation of apoptotic process. Gene Ontology annotation, cellular component: plasma membrane. The transcript is spliced from 5 exons.